CACGAUGCCAGAAAUAUGUAGCAGUUUCAUUUCGUACAACACAAGAAGAAUCAGUAAUGGCCCCUGUCACUACGAUACCAAUAUUUGCCGUAAUUGUGCUUAUCCUGAUAAGCGUGGUUCAGGAGAACGAGGCAGACGAGGGCGGCUGUCCCAGCGACUGCGUCUGUUUCACCGAGUAUCUGUCCAAUCUCCAAUCGUGGAAGUGGAUCGAGACGGAUGUCAACGUUCAAAAGGAUGAUCCCUUCCACGAGGACUUUAACCCCUACACUGAACAUAACGAAGUUUACGAUAAUCCUGCAGCCGUGCGGAGACGUCAAAAGGAGAAAAUCCUCUCCACUGCAACAUGCAUGUUGCGAACUAACUCGUCCUCCGCUCUCGCCGUGACUUUAGCUCGACUUGGUUCCUCAUUACAAAUCCUCUCCCUACUCCAAGCCCCUGGCUCAGGUCAAAUUUCAUUAGAAAAAACUCACCUCUCACAAAUGCAAGACUUGAUCGGGCUAGAAAUUCAAGGCUACUCCAUCUCCAGUGCCCCCUCCUCCCUCUCAAUUGCCCCCGACGCCUUCUCCAACCUUGGCAAGUUGACCUAUCUCAGCCUCGAGCGAGUCACCCUGCUCCAGGGUGACGCCGCCUCCUCGUCCACGACCAAAUACAACUUCACCUACGGGUCCGAAUACGUUGAUGACGAGCAGAUCAUCAUCGUCAAGUCAAAACCCGACUCAAGCUCGGACACCAUCGUUCCGUACAGUGUGUACCGUGAAGAACAGCAACAGCAAAGCAAAACACCUCCACACCCGGUCGACCCCAAAAUAACGGUCGCCUUCACAAACCUCGCCUCCCUGCAACACCUCCGCAUUUCCAGCUCCCCUCUGCAAGACAUCAGUUGGGACAUGUUUCACAAACUUGACUCCCUCGGAUUUCUCCUCCUCGACGACAAUGAUCUCCUCUUCCUCCCUGAUUUCGUCUUCUACUCAACCCCAAACCUUGGAGCGCUGUCUUUGUCGCGAAAUCGUAUCCUAAACUUGCAAACUGUUGGGCUCGCAGGGUUGUUGACGCUUCAAAAGUUGGACGUUUCCUAUAACAAUAUCACCUACUUGUCGGAACUCUCGCUACCACCGUUUCCGCAUUUGGAAGUUGCAGAUUUUCGUCAUAACCCGAUAACGUCUAUAUUUCCGAAUACUUUUGAAAUCAUGAACUCUACAAAGACUUUGUUCCUGGGGAGUGAGUCGACUCAACUGGAAAUUAGUACGAAUUCCUUCUUCGGUCUCGUCGCUCUCACCCGGUUGGAUAUUUUGAACGUCCAUGUCGAAUUUUUGGAGAGACCGAUGUUGAAAGGGAUGCCCAACCUGAAGUCGCUCACCGCCACGGGAACAAUAACUCGCAUCAUGUAUGACGCGUUCAGUGAGGUGGCCAAGUUGGAAAAGCUUAUUCUUAAAGACUGUGCGAUUAAGAAGAUUUCGAUGGACGCGUUUUUUGGGUUGACAGCCCUCGUGGAGUUGGAUUUGUCCCAUAAUGAGAUUGGCUUCCUCCCUCCGGGCAUCUUCGAACAGCAAGUUUCUCUCAGGGAGGUUUUUCUUCAGCACAAUUCCCUCAAAACGUUGCCACCAUCAAUAUUUGCAAAAAUUCCGGCAAAACUGAUCCGCCUCGAGGGCAAUCCGUGGCACUGUUCUUGUGACAUGAAAUAUUGGGACCCCAGCCAAACCAACAAGAUUAAGCGGUAUCAUGUCCCUCCGCCCAAUGGAACGUUCUGUGACCCACAAUUCUUCAAGGCAGCGGCCUGUUAUGCCAACUAUGAGCCAAAGUUUGAGGCGAAAUAUGUCUACGAGAAGAGAGUCUCUCCCGUGUGCCAGGCUCCAUCAGAUUUCAAGGGGAAAAGCGUCUUUGAAGUGCUUAAGAAGGGGUUGCACAAUGUUUGUACCAAUUCUCUCCAGCAAAAUAUUUCCAUCCUGUUGACAUCCAGUAACCCGACAGAAACGUUAGAAAUUAUGGGCACUGUUCGAAUUCCGACUGAAAAGGAGAUUGAGAAGAAGUUAUUGUUUCCGGAGAAAGUGAGAAAGCCGAGACCAACGAGUGCAGCAAUCUUGGAGAAAGUCAAUAUGUCAACUGAUCCGUAUUUCUCGUCGUCGUCAGGCAAUGGCAUGACCUCGAUCUCUUCGACGACACAUCACCUCAUCAUCCCACCAACCAUCUCUAUCCCAAUGGUUCUCAACUCCCCAUCACCACCACCAUUGUCACCACAGGAAGAAGAAGAAACAAACAAACGACGAAAACCGAACCGUAAAAAUGGUCGAAAUCGACCCCCUCCAAAUAUUGAGGAGCACGACAUGGAAGUUGAGGAUAACCGGAUCAAUGUGCUGUGGUCACCACAAGCAAAUGGGGCCGACGUUCGUCCCCGCACGAUAUAUCCCAUCUCUAAGAAAGCUCUGCAAUACAUGAAGGUUCAGCAAAAGAGACAGCAGCAGCAGCAGCGACAACAGCAGGGCUAGUUUUUUUUAGUUUAUACAAAAUACCACAUUUUAAGAUAACAUACGAAGUACAUAAAUACCUCUUAAAAGUGUGGCACACGUCCCCUUAUACAAACUCUGCACCCCGCCCUGUUUCACUAGUUGUUUUGCACAGUCGACGGGACCAUUGUACUUCACCUCGGCUCCUUUCCCUUGCUGGAUCUGUAAUUGAAUUCAGUCUACAAUUAGAUUUUCUUACCUAAUUAAACUUAAUGAAUGGCAUAAUAAAUAAAUUAAUUACUUAAUAGCUACAAAUAUUA
Folsomia candida is the source of this 2761-nucleotide messenger RNA. RefSeq lists its product as uncharacterized. Lineage: Eukaryota; Metazoa; Arthropoda; Collembola; Entomobryomorpha; Isotomidae. The record is from RefSeq and is a predicted model, not a curated record. Bases 57 to 2483 code for a protein of 808 amino acids. The transcript has 4 exons. Gene Ontology annotation, molecular function: protein binding.